Molecule: messenger RNA, 1889 nt
Organism: Melitaea cinxia (Glanville fritillary)
Lineage: Eukaryota; Metazoa; Arthropoda; Insecta; Lepidoptera; Nymphalidae
Product: lipase 1-like
Exons: 1
Coding region: 4-1254 (416 amino acids)
Biological process (GO): lipid metabolic process
Molecular function (GO): hydrolase activity, acting on ester bonds
Source: RefSeq, a predicted model, not a curated record
AACAUGGCGUCAAAAGGAAAUGUCAUGUUCAAUGUCCUUUUUAUGUGCGUGGCGAUUAUUCUCGGCAAUGUAUUAAGAUUACGACUCACCCCAAUAAGUAAUGAAUUUAAAAGAUCGCUCGGAUAUCCUGAAGAUUCUUUGUUAAAUUUUACUGAAUUAAGCGAGCAUUAUGGAUAUAGUUCAGAAGAACAUACCGUAGUCACCGAGGAUGGGUAUGUCUUGACGAUGUUCAGGAUCAAUGGAAGAAAGUGUACGAAGUUAAAAAGACCACCAGUUAUUUUAAUGCACGGUCUCCUGCAAAGUUCUGACGCUUGGCUCGACGCUGGACCCGAUGCUGGAUUGGCUUAUCUAAUAUCAGAUGCAUGUUACGACCUGUGGGUUGGAAACCAACGCGGUAAUUACUAUUCAAGGCGACAUGUGCACUUGGAUCCCGACAGAGAUCGCGAAUUUUGGAAAUUCUCCAUAGACGAAAUUGGACUUUAUGAUAUACCAGCUAUGAUUGAUUAUGUAUUGAAAUACACGCGGGAAGCGAAGGUGAAUUACAUCGGAUAUUCACAAGGGGCUGGUACGUACCUAAUCAUGUGCUCAGAGAGACCGGGCUAUUGUGAUAAAGCGAAUGUUCUUAUUAGCUUAGCGCCUGCAGCAAGGCAGACGUACACAAAAUCUUUGCCGUAUAGACUUUUAACUGAAGUGAUAAGUCAAAUAGAAGGUGCUCUGGGCACCACGGGCAUUUAUGAAAUUUUCGCAAAAGGCUCUUUGAGUCAAGAAUUCCUUGCUUUUCUGUGUAAAUUCAGUGAAAUAUCCGAAGUUAUUUGUGGCACUGGGGAAUCACUUUUCGAUUCCUUUCAUCCUGAUUCUAUUACAAACGAAACGUUGAGGAUUAUGUUUGGACACUUCCCGGCUGGAACAUCCGUACAUAACAUGGCUAGAUACGGACAAAGUAUGAAAACGAAACGCUUUCAAAAAUUCGACUACGGUAAGGAAGAAAAUAUGAAAAUUUACGGAGAAGAACUACCUCCCAGUUACAAUUUAAGUGCUGUCACAGUUCCGUUUGUGGCGUUAUAUGGUAAUAAUGAUUAUUUGGUUGACCCUAAGGACAUAAAAUGGCUAAUUAAUAGAUUACCAAAUGUAUUAGAAGCGAUGAAAGUUUCAGACCCUCUGUGGAAUCAUUUAGACGUUACGUACAGCCAUUACACGAAAGAAUUGAUCUUUCCAAAGAUCAAUGAAUAUUUAUUGAAGUACAGUGAAUUUUAAAGUACAUACUUUUAUUUUAAUAAUGUGUUAGUUUGUGUGUGUUUGUGUGCGUGUGUGUGUUAAACGAGACUCUAAUUAACGUUUGAAGUACUUUUAGUAAUAAAAUGUAACGGAUGUUACAUGUGUUGAUUUUAAUUACAUCUAGUCUAUGUUAUGGUACGUAAAUUAAUUUAUGAUUAUGGGUUUUAACAUAACCAUGUUCUUAAGUUUUAUGUGAAAAAUAAAAGUUAUGAAAAAUCGAUAUAUUCGACUUAAAGGAAGCUAUUGAUAAAGAAUCAAUAUUUGGUGUUUGAUAGUUUUCAGGUCAUUUAUUCAUCUUCAUAAAACUUUGUGUAUUCAAUCAUAUAAAUCGAGGUUUUAUUUAAAAUUGCAAGAAAAGUCUUACCGACUUAUCUCAGUUAGAUUUUGUUGCGCAAAUAUUUAUUUUUAAUAAUGGAACUCUGUGGUUCUAAUGAUAUAAAAUUGAUGUUUGUUCUGUAAUCUUUAACACUUAUUUAUUACUGAUUGUGAUUUUUUUUUGCAUUAUGUAUUAUUUAUUGACGACUAUUAUUAGUUGGCUUUAAUGAUUUGAUGAAUUUGUAUUUAUAAAUUUUACAUAUUUCAAAUUAUAAAUUAAAAUACAUUACAUUUUGAAA